GGCGGCAUGAGCCGGCCCCCGACGACGGGGAAGAUGCCCGGCGCCCCCGAGGCCGUGUCGGGGGACGGCGCGGGCGCGAGCCGCCAGAGGAAGCUGGAGGCGCUGAUCCGAGACCCUCGCUCGCCCAUCAACGUGGAGAGCUUGCUGGAUGGCUUAAAUUCUUUGGUCCUUGAUUUGGAUUUUCCUGCUUUGAGGAAAAACAAAAAUAUAGAUAAUUUCUUAAAUAGAUAUGAGAAAAUUGUGAAAAAGAUUAGAGGUUUACAGAUGAAGGCAGAAGACUACGAUGUUGUAAAAGUUAUCGGAAGAGGUGCUUUUGGUGAAGUCCAGUUGGUUCGUCAUAAGGCAUCACAGAAAGUUUACGCUAUGAAGCUUCUUAGUAAGUUUGAAAUGAUAAAAAGAUCAGAUUCUGCUUUUUUCUGGGAGGAAAGAGAUAUUAUGGCCUUUGCCAACAGUCCCUGGGUGGUUCAGCUCUUUUGUGCCUUUCAAGAUGAUAAGUAUCUGUACAUGGUAAUGGAGUACAUGCCUGGUGGAGACCUUGUAAACCUCAUGAGUAACUAUGAUGUACCUGAAAAAUGGGCCAAAUUUUAUACUGCUGAAGUUGUUCUUGCUUUGGAUGCCAUACACUCCAUGGGUUUAAUUCACAGAGAUGUGAAGCCUGACAACAUGCUCUUGGAUAAACAUGGACAUCUAAAAUUAGCAGAUUUUGGCACAUGUAUGAAGAUGGAUGAAACAGGCAUGGUGCAUUGUGAUACAGCAGUUGGAACACCUGAUUAUAUAUCACCUGAGGUCCUGAAAUCACAAGGGGGUGAUGGUUACUAUGGGCGAGAAUGUGAUUGGUGGUCUGUGGGUGUUUUCCUUUUUGAGAUGCUGGUGGGGGAUACUCCAUUUUAUGCAGAUUCACUUGUAGGAACAUACAGCAAAAUUAUGGAUCAUAAAAACUCACUGUGUUUCCCUGAAGAUGCAGAAAUUUCUAAACAUGCGAAGAAUCUCAUCUGUGCCUUCUUAACGGAUAGGGAGGUACGCCUUGGAAGAAAUGGGGUAGAAGAAAUCAAACAACAUCCUUUCUUUAAGAAUGAUCAGUGGAAUUGGGAUAACAUAAGAGAGACUGCAGCUCCUGUGGUACCUGAACUCAGCAGUGACAUAGACAGCAGCAAUUUUGAUGACAUUGAAGAUGAUAAAGGAGAUGUAGAAACCUUCCCAAUUCCUAAGGCUUUUGUGGGAAAUCAGCUACCUUUUAUAGGAUUUACCUACUACAGAGAAAAUUUGUUACUAAGUGACUCUCCAUCUUGUAAAGAAAAUGACUCAAUACAAUCAAGGAAGAAUGAAGAGAGUCAAGAGAUUCAGAAAAAACUGUACACAUUAGAAGAACACCUUAGCACUGAGAUACAAGCCAAAGAGGAACUAGAACAGAAGUGCAAAUCUGUUAAUACUCGCCUAGAGAAAGUGGCAAAGGAACUAGAAGAAGAGAUUACCUUAAGGAAAAAUGUGGAAUCAACAUUAAGACAAUUAGAAAGAGAAAAGGCACUUCUUCAGCACAAAAAUGCGGAAUAUCAGCGGAAAGCUGAUCAUGAAGCAGACAAGAAGCGAAAUUUGGAGAAUGAUGUUAACAGUUUAAAAGAUCAGCUUGAAGAUUUGAAAAAAAGAAAUCAGAACUCUCAGAUAUCCACUGAGAAAGUGAAUCAACUCCAGAGACAACUGGAUGAAACCAAUGCUUUGCUGCGAACAGAAUCUGAUACUGCAGCCCGGUUAAGGAAAACACAGGCAGAAAGUUCAAAACAGAUUCAGCAACUGGAAUCUAACAAUAGAGAUCUACAAGACAAAAAUUGCCUGCUGGAGACUGCCAAGUUAAAACUUGAAAAGGAAUUUAUCAAUCUUCAGUCAGUUCUAGAAUCUGAAAGGAGGGACCGAACCCAUGGAUCAGAGAUUAUUAAUGAUUUACAAGGUAGAAUAUCUGGCCUAGAAGAAGAUGUAAAGAAUGGUAAAAUCUUAUUAGCAAAAGUAGAGCUGGAGAAGAGACAACUACAGGAGAGAUUUACUGAUUUGGAAAAGGAAAAGAACAACAUGGAAAUAGAUAUGACAUACCAACUAAAAGUUAUACAGCAAAGUUUAGAACAAGAAGAAACUGAACAUAAGGCUACAAAAGCACGGCUUGCAGAUAAAAACAAGAUUUAUGAAUCCAUUGAAGAAGCUAAAUCAGAAGCCAUGAAAGAAAUGGAGAAAAAGCUCUCGGAGGAAAGAACUUUAAAACAGAAAGUAGAGAACUUGUUGCUGGAGGCUGAGAAAAGAUGCUCUAUAUUAGACUGUGACCUCAAACAGUCACAGCAGAAAAUAAAUGAACUCCUCAAACAGAAGGAUGUGCUAAAUGAGGAUGUUAGAAACUUGACAUUAAAAAUAGAACAGGAAACUCAGAAGCGCUGCCUUACACAAAAUGACUUGAAGAUGCAAACACAGCAAGUUAACACACUAAAAAUGUCAGAAAAGCAGUUAAAGCAAGAGAAUAAUCAUCUCUUAGAAAUGAAAAUGAGCUUGGAAAAACAGAAUGCUGAACUUCGAAAAGAACGUCAAGAUGCAGAUGGACAAAUGAAAGAGCUCCAGGAUCAGCUUGAAGCAGAACAGUAUUUCUCAACCCUCUAUAAAACACAGGUUAGGGAACUUAAGGAAGAAUGUGAAGAAAAGACCAAACUUUGUAAAGAAUUACAGCAGAAGAAACAGGAAUUACAGGAUGAAAGGGAUUCCUUGGCUGCUCAACUGGAGAUUACCUUAACCAAAGCAGAUUCUGAGCAACUGGCUCGUUCAAUUGCUGAGGAGCAGUAUUCUGAUUUGGAAAAAGAGAAGAUCAUGAAAGAGCUGGAGAUCAAAGAGAUGAUGGCUCGGCACAAACAGGAACUCACCGAAAAAGAUGCUACUAUUGCAUCUCUUGAGGAAACUAAUAGGACACUAACUAGUGAUGUUGCCAAUCUUGCAAAUGAGAAAGAAGAAUUAAAUAACAAAUUGAAAGAAGUCCAAGAGCAACUAUCAAGGUUGAAAGAUGAAGAAAUAAGUGCAGCAGCUAUUAAAGCACAAUUUGAGAAACAGCUGUUAACAGAGAGGACACUUAAAACUCAAGCUGUGAAUAAGUUGGCUGAGAUCAUGAAUCGAAAGGAACCUGUUAAGCGUGGUAAUGACACAGAUGUGCGGAGAAAAGAAAAGGAGAAUAGAAAGCUACAUAUGGAACUUAAAUCUGAACGCGAAAAACUGACGCAGCAGAUGAUCAAGUAUCAGAAAGAACUGAAUGAAAUGCAGGCUCAAAUAGCUGAAGAGAGUCAGAUUCGAAUUGAACUACAGAUGACACUGGACAGUAAGGACAGUGACAUUGAGCAGCUGCGCUCCCAGCUCCAGGCCUUGCACAUUGGUUUGGAUAGUUCCAGUAUAGGCAGUGGACCAGGGGAUACUGAAGCUGAUGAUGGGUUUCCAGAAUCAAGACUAGAAGGAUGGCUUUCAUUGCCUGUGAGAAACAACACUAAAAAAUUUGGAUGGGUUAAAAAGUAUGUGAUUGUAAGCAGUAAGAAGAUCCUUUUCUAUGACAGUGAACAAGAUAAAGAACAAUCUAAUCCUUACAUGGUUUUAGAUAUAGACAAGUUAUUUCAUGUCCGACCAGUUACACAGACAGAUGUAUAUAGAGCAGAUGCUAAAGAAAUUCCAAGGAUAUUCCAGAUUCUGUAUGCCAAUGAAGGAGAAAGUAAGAAGGAACAAGAAUUUCCAGUGGAGCCAGUGGGAGAAAAAUCAAAUUAUAUUUGCCACAAGGGACAUGAAUUUAUUCCUACUCUCUAUCAUUUCCCAACCAACUGUGAGGCGUGUAUGAAGCCAUUGUGGCACAUGUUUAAACCCCCUCCUGCUUUAGAGUGCCGUCGCUGUCACAUUAAAUGUCAUAAAGAUCACAUGGACAAAAAGGAGGAAAUCAUAGCGCCUUGCAAAGUGUAUUAUGAUAUUUCAUCUGCAAAGAAUCUAUUGUUAUUAGCAAAUUCUACAGAAGAGCAGCAAAAGUGGGUGAGUCGGUUAGUGAAAAAGAUACCUAAAAAGCCUCCAGCUCCAGACCCUUUUGCACGGUCAUCUCCUAGAACGUCAAUGAAAAUACAACAAAACCAGUCUAUUCGACGGCCAAGUCGACAGCUUGCCCCAAACAAACCAAGCUAACUGCCUUCUGUGAAUGCAGUCAUUAUUCAAGGGGAUCAUAUUCUUCCAGUUGAAACAAGACUGAAAUAUGAUGGCCCAAAAUUUAUUAAAAAGUUAUAUUUUCCUGAGAGACUAAUACACAUAUAUAUAUUCCCUCUAUUCCUGCAAUAUAAAUUCUAAAUCUUCGAUAGGUUUUCUGGGCUCCUUUGGAGCAACAAGUUGAACCAACAGUGAUUGGUUAAUAGAAUAAGAAUAUCAUGUGCAACUCUUUCAGACUUGUUCCAUAAUGCUCUCCUAGCAUCAUUCACACUACAUUGCAUAAAGAAUUUAGAAGAGUUACAGAAAUCAUCUUUUCUGCUUCAACAGAGAGAUUUCACCAGCACAUUUGCCAGAAGAAUCUGGGAAUGGAUUCCACUACAGUGAUAGAGACUGUGUCUUUAAGAAGUGACCAUUGUGUGUGUGAACACACACACACAUACAUACACACACACACAAAUAGUACUGUAAUACUGCAAGAGGGUUUUUUAACUUCCCACUUUAUUUUUUUAUAAACAUUAAUCAGAUAUCAUUACUUACUGCAGUUGCAACUAUGCACUUGUAUAAAGCCAUAAUGUUGGAGUUUAUAUCACUCAUUGUGUGUACCUGCUGGAAGCUGCAUGUUCAUGUUUAAGCAAUUAUUGCAACAAGAAGUUUGAAGUUAAUUAUAUCAGUUUCUUAAUGCUUUGUAAUAGGCAACUUUACCCAGUUUGAAUGCCUUAAUUUAAUUUUUUUUUCAAGAUAUCCACCCUUUCCUGUAUUUAAAACAAACAAAAAAAGUAUUUACCAGCUCUUAGGAUGCAAAUUUGCUUUGCAGAAGAAAAUUAGUGCACUAUUUUUACACAUAGUAGUUAUCAUUGUCGGCCUAUUUUGAUUGUAUAACAGAAUUUUGUUUAAGUAUUGGUGAUAGAAACAGUAAUGGGUAGUAUUGGAACUAAUAUAUCUUUUAUGUAUAUCUAUUACUUAUCCGACCCCUUUUACAGACCUCAGUAUUAGUGUGUGACUAUGAAACAUUUUCUUUGCUUUUAAUUUGCUGGCUACCCUAGGUGUGUUUUUAUUUCUGAUAAAGACAUUUGUGACUUUUUACAUUUUCACACUCAAGAUUCAAAAAAUUAUCUCAAAUACAAAGAAAACUAAGACAUACUGUAGAUAUAUUUUAAGUAUUUAAGUGUGAUCCCGUAAACACAUGACUGUGUAUGGCAGCAUUUCAUUAUUGUGGCUGGGAAGCAGUGGCCUCAAAGGCACUUAAUUUUUAUUUUUUUAAAUGCUAUUCAAGUUACAUACAGUUUAUGCAGGACUAUUCCUGCUUUAUUUCUCAUUAUCCCAGAAAAGUAUGUUUUUUAUACUGCUACAGUAUACAUCAGUGAUAAGAAUCAAGUAAAGAAAAAUUCUGUGAUCGUCUCUCAGCCUCUCUGUGUAUAUACAUGCACAUAGAGUUUGGCAUGAUACUGAGAUACAUCAUCCAAUAUUUCUAUGAAGGAAGUAGACAUUUUUCAUUGAUUCCUUCUGGGGUCAGUGUUGAGGUGUUUAAAGAGUUAGAUCCCCAAUUAUAGAUACUAUUGUGGAAAUUGAAGAGUGGCCUUUGGCUGCUGAUGUACUGAAACUGAAUCUUGUUACUACAUUUUCCAGGCUGCACUCUUCCAUGCUGUCUGUGCUAAAACUAGAUAUGCAUGCCAUUUCCCUUGCAGGUAUGUUCUGGUUCGGGGGCACAGCUCUUUUUUUUUAAGUAAGAUUAAAAAAUGAAAAAUAUAUAAAAUUUAUAUAGAAUAAAUAUUUCCAUUCAUUAGACUUGUUAAAAGGAGACUGAAUUAAUAUUUUAUAUAGAGAUUUUGUUACACUAUGGGAGGUUCUAUCAUAUUAUUCUGAAUUGGAGAGUAUAUAUAUAUAUUUUUAAUAAACUUUAUUAAGGUGAAAUAAUUUGAAGUUUACACAUGAGUAAUUGAAAUAUUUGAGUAAAAAUGGCAAAAGUUUAAAUUUUGAAUGCUGUAUAUAUAUUAGAGAAUAUGGAGAAUCAUGGUGUGAUGCAACUAUACAAGGAAAAUUAAUGUGAAGUUUUUUGGGGGGCAAAGAGAUCCUAAGGGGCAAAAAAAAAAAAAUCUCUCCAUGAAGAUUCUUCACAUUAUAUGGUUUGACAUAAGGAUUUAUAGGUCAUUUGUCCAGCCAAUGGAAAUGUGCUUAAUAAAAAAUUCUGACCUUGGGUAAGAAUUUGCUUUAUACCCUGUUGCUGGUUUCAUGUACAUACAUGAGUGCAUGCCCCCAUCCAAAUGUUUUCUUCCCAACACUCAUUAAAUGUGACAUUGACUUGGUCUAACAACCUGCUUUUGUGCCAGCUUCUUUUUCUUGAGGCUCCAAAACCUCCAAGAUAAAGUUAAGACCAAAAGUUACUUGUUUCCUCACACCUGAUUUCUCCUAGAGCCACAAAUACCUCCUUUUGAGAACUAAGAAGUAGUGAAUACUGGGAUUUUCUUAGUUGGGUUGUUUUUUGUUUUUGUUUUGUUUUUUUAACUUUUGUGGGAAUACUGAGGCAAAGCAGAAGGAAAACAGGUGCCAGGGUUACUGCUGAGGAUGACUGUCUAGUGCAUGUUGAAAGUAUUAAUAAAAAAAGAAAUGCUAUCUAGAAGCAAACUUAAAAAAAAAUAAGUUUAAAAUGCUCUGGAGCUAACUAAAGGACAAGUAUACCAAUAAAUCUAAAAUAAAGGUGAGUGUUUUUAAGAUUAACCUGUGCUAGAGUUAGACGAUUCUGGCUGUGAAUGCUCUCCUUUAUCCCAGUUUAUCUGUAGAUCCUCAAGAAAAAAUACUCUAGGUUGCCAAACCACAAUUUGAGAAGUUAUGCUGCUGCUGUUAAUCUAUUACAGGAUUUGGGUGGUAAAAUAGAGAAACUGGACACUAUAUUACCUUAGGGAAACAUGCUUUAAAUAACAUGUUUUAAAAAUCCACUGAGAACAAGUCACUUCUGAGUUUCUUGAUCUCUGUUGACACUGCUACUGACUCACCUCUCCUCCCCUGGAAUAAGACGUCAGUUUCCCUAUAUUGUGAAGAUACCAUGGUUGGUUUGUAAAGCACUUUGAAGAAUAAGCACUGUCUGACAGUGCUAGAUAUUAUGUUUUGGGGGUUCUCUCCUUGAUUCCCUUCCCCAUAAUAAUGAGUUUUGUUUGGGGUUGUAGUAAAUUAUGAAUUGCAUGGUUUAGAUAAUCAUAAAUAUUUGACAGCUGUCCCCUUGAACAAAAAUCAUGGUGCCCCCCAAUUUUUUUUAAAUUUUGUUGCAUCUUUGUAGUAAUGUAAUUGUAUUUUAUGCCUGCUUUUUAUAUUAAAAAUUAAAUAAAAGAAAUUAAGACAU
Dama dama (fallow deer) is the source of this 7525-nucleotide messenger RNA. RefSeq names its product Rho associated coiled-coil containing protein kinase 2 (gene ROCK2). Lineage: Eukaryota; Metazoa; Chordata; Mammalia; Artiodactyla; Cervidae. The transcript is spliced from 33 exons. The record is from RefSeq and is a predicted model, not a curated record. Gene Ontology annotation, cellular component: cytoplasm; centrosome; cytoskeleton. Bases 7 to 4173 code for a protein of 1388 amino acids. Gene Ontology annotation, molecular function: small GTPase binding; ATP binding; Rho-dependent protein serine/threonine kinase activity. Gene Ontology annotation, biological process: embryonic morphogenesis; actomyosin structure organization; smooth muscle contraction.